AUGGCAAUGGCAGCAACGCAUCUGGAGCUGAACCUGGUGCGGCUGCUGAGCCGCUGCAAAGCACUGGUGGCUGAGCGCUGCCACCCGGGUGCUGCAGUAGCUUGCUGCAAGGCUGCCCCUGAGUUGAUGAAUGAAUACUCCUGCAAAGUGAAUUUCUUAAAGGGACAUCUGGAAGCUGAAAAAUGGUUGUCAUCAACUGAGAAGGCACUGGCAAAUGAGUUCCUGACUCCAGGACAAACUACUACGACCAAAGAGCAAACCCCAGCCACUAAAACAGUUGACCUGCGGAUGAAAGCUCGCUGUACGGACAAGAUGAGGAGCGAGCUGCUCGGCGCACCUUUCUGCCUUGUUCUCUGUAGAGGACUUGCACCUGAUGAGAAACAGUCGGCAACGGAGCUGGAUGCCGUGUUGCAGCACCAUCAGAACAUCCAGGAGAAGUUAGCAGAAGAAAUGCUGAGUUUGGCUCGCAGUCUCCAAAACAACACUUUGGCAGCACAGAACAUUAUUAAACAAGGUAAUCAGACGUUGUCUCGGUCCCUCAGGAUGGUGGACCUGAACUUUGAGAAGCCGAAGGAUGAGUCUGAACGUCUUGAGCAGCAUGCAGAGAAAUCUGUCAACUAGUUGCUGUGGAUAAUGCUAAUCAUAGUGUAUUUUAUUUUUAUCAGCAUGAUCCUCUUUAUGAGAAUUUUCCCUAAACUGAGAUGACUGCCACAGUGCCUAUGAGCACUGUGUGAAAGGCCGGGCUGUGUUGCACACGUGGAUUAUCACCCACUCAUUUCCUCUACUAGGCUGAUAAACAUUGGCUGCGGAGCAGCCACCAGUCACUGGUCUCGUCUCAGGGAGGAUCUGUCAGACUAAUUCUGUAUCCCUUCCUGUGCCUUUGCUGGACUCACUGGGACACCUUGUAGAGGAGGUUUGCUGAGUCAAACCCCCAGUAAACCUUUUCAUUCGGUUACUGUUGCUGUUUUCUUGAGAGAACUGGAAUAAAGUGUUGAUGGUGCAUCCCAGCAAA
This is a messenger RNA of Gavialis gangeticus (Gharial), 1012 nucleotides long. It is a transcript of the gene USE1, whose product is annotated as unconventional SNARE in the ER 1. The coding region runs from base 1 to 621 and encodes 206 amino acids. NCBI's taxonomy places the organism in Eukaryota, Metazoa, Chordata, Crocodylia, Gavialidae. Gene Ontology annotation, molecular function: SNAP receptor activity. The transcript is spliced from 6 exons. Gene Ontology annotation, cellular component: SNARE complex; endoplasmic reticulum. The record is from RefSeq and is a predicted model, not a curated record. Gene Ontology annotation, biological process: retrograde vesicle-mediated transport, Golgi to endoplasmic reticulum.